UGGUGGCCGUUUUACUUUCCCUUUUCGGCUUCCCGCCAAGUCGAUUGGGAGUCUCGACCAUCGCGGGCAUCCCGUCGACCUUCAGCUAAGUCUUGACUUUGGAACUUCGUCUGGCAAACUGCCCACCACGAGGCUACAAAUCUUAUCUUUAUCUCGGAGACUGAACCAAGUGUUUCCAUCGCAGGAUAUGUGACAGCAGAGUUCCCACCUGAGUACAAAUCUUCCAAUGCCAUCCUUGCUAGGAAAGUCUCCUUCCCCGGUAGAGGUGCCUCCAGUCGGAGUGCAUUCCGGAGGCCCUACGAUUCGCAAUCCCACUUGGCUGGGAUGUCCGUCCGCUAUGACAUGGAAACCCUGUCGAAAGCACCAGAUAAAGCUUUUUGUUCCGCCCCAAAGCUGGACUGAUUCGCACCGCAGCUGGUUUGAUUGCCAGCUACUGAGUACAGUACUACAGAGUAAGUUCGGGACUGUCUGGGCCGGCGAUGUCACCGGACCUGUCCAAUGUGUACGCGCGCGCAACGGAUGGGCUUCCGCCAACCAUCCCAGGGUCAGUGCCCGGCAUACCAGUCCACGACGGCGUGGACUUGCCUUGAUUUCGAGAACCCGCCAAUCAGCACGGGAUUUUUCGAAUUCCGACCACUUCCACUGUACUUGUACUGCUAAAUGGAUGCUCUUCAUCGCCGUAGAUCCCUCACCCGACAAGCAUUUUCAGGUACUGGAGCCCUACAGCCAGCUUACCCACCAUUGCGUCUCGAGUCGACUGGAUGGUAAAACAGCCCGAUGCUUGCUGGUUAUGACGAAGAGCAGCCACCAUGAUUCAUGCAAUCUGCCCACUUAGCUACUCUGUCAUUCGAGUUAGUUACCUACGAUGUGUGCGCCACACAAGCCGGGUGUGGAUGCAGAUCGUUAAUUGGCCGUUCCCCGUCGAAUAUCCUGACGUUUUGUUCCGUGACGCAAUAUUGACCGAGUAUAUAAGACCCGCUUUGGAACCCC
This is a messenger RNA of Aspergillus brunneoviolaceus CBS 621.78, 990 nucleotides long. RefSeq lists its product as uncharacterized. Lineage: Eukaryota; Fungi; Ascomycota; Eurotiomycetes; Eurotiales; Aspergillaceae. The record is from RefSeq and is a predicted model, not a curated record. The coding region runs from base 227 to 835 and encodes 202 amino acids. The transcript has 3 exons.